Aureobasidium vineae is the source of this 978-nucleotide messenger RNA. Lineage: Eukaryota; Fungi; Ascomycota; Dothideomycetes; Dothideales; Saccotheciaceae. The record is from the annotation of a GenBank genome assembly.
AUGGGCAAGGGGCGCAAAGCUAUCAUUGGCAAUGCCGAUAAUUUCUGGCUGCACUCAUCCAAGGAAAACAGCUUUGAUCUCACGCAUCCACAAUCGCCUUCCAGCGAAGCAAUCUCGCCUCGACUAGACAUAAUCACAUCAACUACACCCAUUACCCUGGACCCCCAGAAGACAGCCCUUGUCAUCAUUGACAUGCAGAACUUCUUUCUAUCAGAAGCAUUCGGAAGANAAAAAGGGGCUGGCCACGACGCGGUCAAGAACUUGGAGCAAUACGCUAUCCCUGCAGCAAGGAAGGCGGGAAUGCAGGUCGUAUGGCUGAAUUGGGGUUUGACAGACAAAGACCUCGACCUCAUGCCCCCUGCGAUUAAGAGGGCCUUCGGAUUCGAGGUAGUCCUAGACGAUGAGGACGAGGAAGUCNGAGACCGAGACGGCAGAGGAGACGUCUUCCGAGAACAAGAUGGAGCAGCGGGUACCCCAAAGGUCAACCCUCAGGACACUGUUGUACUGGAGAACGGCAAAGACAAACGCAUCUACAAGGGUCUCGGCUCAUGGUGCGGGAAUCUAGAGCUUCCAGAUGGUACGACCGUUGAUGGAGGACGCCUUUUAAUGCGCGAUGCCUGGAACUCAGCAUUAUAUCCUCCUCUCGACACUUUAUAUGAAGAAGGUAUCGGCUGCUGGAUUAACAAAGAUCGUAUGAGCGGUAUGUGGNGGGCUCGCACUGACUGCGAGGACUUCUUGCAAGAGAAGGGAAUACGCAGUCUGCUCUUUGCAGGAGUCAACACCGAUCAAUGCGUCAGCGGGACCUUCACUGAUGCAUUUAGCAAGGGUUACGAUUGCGUGAUGCUCAAGGACGCAUGCGGAACGACCAGCCCGAGUUUCUCGCAGCAGUGUAUCGAGUUCAAUGCGGCAAAGAGCUGGGGGUUCGUGGCCACGUGUGCGGACCUCGCGAGAGGUGUGGAAAACAUGGCCAGCCGAUAG